Molecule: messenger RNA, 1208 nt
Organism: Halteromyces radiatus
Lineage: Eukaryota; Fungi; Mucoromycota; Mucoromycetes; Mucorales; Cunninghamellaceae
Exons: 3
Coding region: 61-1011 (316 amino acids)
Biological process (GO): regulation of DNA-templated transcription
Molecular function (GO): sequence-specific DNA binding; DNA-binding transcription factor activity
Source: RefSeq, a predicted model, not a curated record
UUUUUUUUUACCCCAGUUUUUUUUUUUCUUUUUUUUUAUUAUUCUUGUUUAUUUAUCAUCAUGGAUUUUUGUCAAUCUGAACCUGAUUUCACUAAAGUACCAUUAUAUCAGCCUGAUCAUAUUACUUUUUUAAAUAAAGAGGACUCUCUUUUAAAAGGUACUGAACAUCAACAACAACAACAACAACAAUCGGUUAAUCCUAAUCCUACAUCUUGGACACCACCUUCUUUUGAUCUUCAAGAUAUGCUUGUUCAUUAUCGAUCACAACCUGAUCUUUUACAACUUAUCCUGGAAAGCAAACUUCAAGAAGAUAGACGACGUACCGAAGAAGCUCGAUUAAAGGCAAAAGAAUUGGAUUUAAUGUUAUUACAACAUCAACAUCAAUUUAACCAACAACAAGCAUCAUUUACAACUGCUUCUUUAUUAUCAUCAUCAUCAGCAUCAUCAGCAUCAUCAUCAUCAUCACCACAAACACAAUCAUCAUCAUCAUCAUCAUCCGAUCAUCAUCAACAAUUACCUUCUUCUUUUAUGAAAAGAAGAGAUUCUUCCUUAUUUAGUAGUACAGGAACUUCCGAGGAUUUGGAUGAAGUCAUCUUUUUACAACAAAUGGCAACUAGUUUACCAGAUAGCAUUGAUACCCAUGAAUCCAUGUCUCCACCUUGUCCAAUACCCGAGUUUUAUAAUAACAACAAUGACAAGGAUACAAUACAACAACAACAACAACAACAACAACAAAAGCCUAGAAAAAGAAGAGAAAUGCAAGCGAUUACUAAAUUAGUUGAAACACGAGAAUAUCCUUACCUUGAUGGCCAUUUUUGGAGAAAUAACGGCAAUACUAUCCAGAAAAAAACGGGCAAUAAAAGUGUUUAUUUUAAAUGUUCGAAUAGUACAAAGGGUUGUCCUGUCAAUAAAACGUCUACUUAUUGUCAAGAAACAGGGGAAUAUAUAAUCAAGUAUCGUGGCGAACAUCUUCCAGAAUGUGGCAAAGUACAACAUAUAGUAGAAGUUUAGAAAUAGUUCCUUUUUUUUUUUUGUAUAUUAUUAUAGUUGAUCAAUAAAUUCAUUCAUCCGUUUUUUUAAAACAACCCCAAUCGAAAAAAAAAAGAAAGCUACAACCCCAAGUUGCCCAAUCAUCGAUAUUAUUGGGCUGGAAGACUCAUCGGCUUUGUGGUUGGCUGAUUUAUCUCUGACUACAAAAAAAAAAAAAA